Homarus americanus (American lobster) is the source of this 5753-nucleotide messenger RNA. Its product is annotated as von Willebrand factor A domain-containing protein 7-like. The transcript has 26 exons. Bases 314 to 4873 code for a protein of 1519 amino acids. Gene Ontology annotation, molecular function: protein binding. Lineage: Eukaryota; Metazoa; Arthropoda; Malacostraca; Decapoda; Nephropidae. The record is from RefSeq and is a predicted model, not a curated record.
UCCAAGUCGUGUAACGUAGCCUAUUGUCCUGUUAUCCUGUCCACGAGCACGACUCCUCAUUCUCUGUGGCAGAGAAGAAUUUUAAGUCAAUAUCCCACUACGGGGAUUUACCUGAGGUUUACAUGUAAUUCUAAAUAUUCUUCGUGCCAUAAAGACCUUUACUUCAGGUGUAUUUCGUAGAUUAAGUACCAACGAGGCCGAACUAUUCUUUUGCAUAUAAGUAAUUGUACUAUAAGCCUCCGAACCACUGGGAGGCUUCCCUUGAGGUUUAGAGUCAAGUACAGAGUUGAGCAGUAGUGUCACGACGGUGAAGAUGGCAGGGAGUAGCCUGACGGUCCUACUGUUGGCAGCCACCCUGGGGGGAGCCGCUGCCUUCCUCGCCACGUCCCUCAACACCUCUGACCCUGAUGUCGCCAGGAUUUUGUGUCCUGAGCAGACCGAGGGCGUGACCCGAGACCACAAGUGGAUCACCCGGGAGGCCAUACGUCGUAACCUCCGUCAGUUCUUCAUGGACAACCCGCCGCUGUCUGAGCCCGACUUCUACGUGCCACCCACAGCCACCCUGACUGAGCUGUACCACGCCUACUACGGUACCGCCUCAUCGUCCGCGAGGUUCAUCAAGGCUGUCAACUCCAUCACUGCAGCCAAUGUGAAAGCAGAUUCAGCCACACAGCUCAGACAUGACCCAGACAUUCAAGGGGACGGAGAGGACCUGGCGUCACUACAAGCGACGCUGGUGGACAGGUAUCCACAGAUCCAGACGUCCAUCCUCGUGGCCGAAGCUUACCCGGCCGCCCGCUCCCUCCUAGGGCUUUCCCUCCACUCCCUCCAGAAGUUCUACGCGCACUCAACCUGGAUCGAACAAGGCCACAAAGACAUCCUGCCAGACCUCGGCCUCCCAGGCUUUGCCUUCGAUAACCUGGCCGGCACAAACGAGGAUGUGUGCAACGCGUGUCCCAGCCCUGAGGGAUGCUCAGGAAACGUGAUAGUCGAUGCAGGACUGAGCAGCGGGUACUACCACUAUGACGACCCCUCGGCCAAUCACUACCUUCUUCCCAAGCCCCACACAGGUGGGAAGUGUAGCCACGGCGGGGUGUUGGAUGACAGCUCCAGUGUACCAGCCCAGGGCGGCGUUAACAAGGACACAGCCUCACCCUGCUUCUCCCCCCACCACCACCUGCACCAACAGGCUGCUGAACUGGCUGUCCAGGCGACGGACCAUUACUUGUCGGUGCUGCUGGACGCCGUCGGCAACGAGAAAUACCGACGGCUGUUCGACCUGUACCAGGGCUCAGCGCUCUCCAUCAUGAUCGACACCACCGGCUCCAUGACUGACGAUAUUGAAGCAGUGAAAGAACAAGUCAAGACCAUUGUUGAGAACUUCAAUCCUGAACUCUACGUGUUGGCACCUUACAACGAUCCUUACUGGGGCCCUGGAAUGAGGACACACAACUCCUCGGAGUUCCUGAAGGCGGUCAAUGCCCUUCAUGCAGGCGGCGGCAACGCUUCCCCAGAGGAGAUGUUUUGGUCUGGUCUUCAGCUUGCCCUCAGCCUCACGCCAAACUACGGUGAUAUCUUCUGCUUCACCGACGCCGGCGGUAGAGACGGAAACAAAAUGGAGAGCAGUAUUGCCAGGACGCAGCUACAACAUAACAAGGUGUCAGUCAUCUACAGCGGCAUCAUACGCAACCAUGUCUCAGGCCUUGGGGAUGUCCUGACGGAGGUUCAAGAAUAUCGACGUCUCGCUGACUCUACGGGCGGCCUCUUCAUUCCCUCCGACAAGUUUAGCAUCGACACCAUCAUGCCCAUCCUGGUGGAGGGCGUGGAGAGCUCUAACGUGGACAUAACCCAGCUGAAGGAAAUGACGGGACCCCAACACGUCCAGCUGCCCAUCGACGACUCUGUCCACGACUUUGAGAUUCAUUUAACUGGUGAAACCACAACCGCUCUACUGAAAGAUAUGACUGGCACCGAGUACGACUUGAUGGACCAGGCAGCUCUCGAAACGGACCCCAAGGUAGAGAUCGUGGUCUACAGCAACGGCCUUAAAGCCAUCCGGUGGAAGGAUCCUCUCUAUGGCCAGUGGAGCCUCCAUACUGACUCCGUCUCCACCUACAGUAUCGCCGUCAGUGCCAACUCUACGCUAAGUUUCCUAGGCGGGUUCUCCGUCCUGGACCCGUCGCCGCCACAUCCACACUACCGUGCAGCUGAAGGCAACCCGCUCAUCAACACUGUGUAUUACCUGGAUGUGACGCUGAUUGGUUACCUGGAGAAUGACGUCAUAGAUGUUAGCAAAGUUGAAUAUGUUGACAAGGCGGGGACAAAGCUGAGGGAAAUCCUUUACCACGGUGACGUUGACGACGAGUUCUACAUCCGGUCAGAACCACUUCCGGAACAGCCCUUCUACGUCAAGCUCUUCGGCCACGUCCACUCCGGCAACGUAUUCUGUCGCCUCCUGUCGGUGCUGAUAACGCCUGUAGAAACGAAAGUCGGAGUGUUGGCCACUUCUGAAGACCUGGCAGCUCGCCCCGGGUACUCCGCUAACGCAGACUUCCUCAUUACCAACUACGGCCUCAGCUCCUACUUCCACAUCACCGGCAUAGAUGAUAUGGGCUUCCUCAAGUACCUCGAGACUGACAGGAUGUACAUCACACACAACUCCUCCAAAACGCUGGCCGCCCACUUCGAUGUCCCUCGGAGCUCCGUGCCGGGGACAGUGAGCAUGGUGACCAUCACAGCCCAGAGUGAAGAACAAACACAGUCCGUCAACAGUGCUAUCUCACAGUUCGUCGUACUCCCAGAGAGGAAGGACGUGGACCCCCCCACCUGUGUUCUGGCGAGCCAACCUGACUGUACCGGCUAUGAUCUGAAUGGUCUCUGCUCCCAUAACAACUGGACCACUCAGGCUACCCUUCAGGACGACUUCUCAGGUUUGGUGAACGUGUACGCUCGACCUGUCGGGUUGUCGACAAGUGUGGAGGGGUUGAAACCAGGCACGAAGGGGGAGGUUGUGCUCACCUACUGGGCCUCAUGCUGCACCUCGCAGGUAGAGAUCAUCGGUGUCGACUCCUCAGGCAACGUGGGCAAGUGUAUUGUUGACAUGGGAACUGUUGGAGGAAUGGUGGUAGAUCUUGAGGCGGUGUCUGUGGGCGUGACGUGGGUGGAACUCAAGUGGAGCAUCACACCCACUAAUUACGAGGUCCACAAGUUCUCGCUCCUCAUCAACGACGAUUUCUCCGUGGACAUGCGCUGCAUGGAGACUGUGUGUUUCUACAACGCGACCUACCUUGACCCCUGCUCCCUCCAGACCUUCCGGUUGACGCCUCACUUCUACGUGAGAGGCGUCGACCAGAUAGGUCAGCCAGCCACCACGCAGGCCACCACAGCUGACGAAGAUCCAGGAACCCCGAUCAAUGGUGUGGUGUUGUCAGCGUCGGUGGACACUGCCAACAUCACAUGGGAGGCCCCCAACACUAAAUGCUUCAGUUACUUCAAGGUGUGCUAUCGGCCGUUCGGAUUUUAUGCUGAAAAGGUGUGCGAGAAGACGUCGAGCACAAACUACCUAAUGCGAGGCCUGGAGGCUUGUGCCGUGUACGAGAUCACCGUGACCAGCAUCGGUCCUUCAGGUGACGAGAGCAAAGAUUCCCUCGUCUUCAGCAUCAACACACAGGAGACAGCACCAGGAGCCCCGAGGAACGUGGUGGUCGUUCUGUCUACCCCAGACACCAUCACCAUCACCUUCGACGAUCCCCUCAACCACGCCCAGUGCGCUAACCUGUACAACGUCGACUACAGGAAGACAAAUCAAACACUACAGGUGGAUGAGGUGAUGACUGCAGGGAGACAGGAGACGGCGCUGGUAGGAAAGGUCUCCGACAGCGACAACAUAGUAACGAUCUCGGACUUGGACCCCUGCACAAACUACACCAUCUUCGUCGCCGCCGUCUCCUUCUCAGGCUUUAUGGGUCCCUACGCGGAGAGAAAGACCGCCACUAAUGAGACAGAGCCCAGCGCCGUCUCCUCACUGUCCUUGGAGGAGAUAACAACUGGAUCUAUGAAGGUGACGUGGCAAGCGAUCAUGAGUUGUGUUGACCACUUCCAUGUAUGUUACUACAGCACGCAGGAGCCGGGUAACAAGUGUCUGGAUACCACCAACAGCAAGGCGACCUUUACAGACCUUCUGCCGUGUGUCCAAUACUUCGUGUCGGUCACAGCUUACUCCCCCUCCGGCCACCACAGCAAUGUCACCUGGCAGACCCACAGCACCUUAGAACUCGCGCCUGGUGAACCACAGAACUUGACGGUGGUGAAGGCGACCCCUCAUACCGUCGACGUCAAAUUCGACCCACCAGUGAUCAAUCCUCAGUGUAUCGCUGAAUAUAACUACGAUAUCUACUUCUUAGACAACAAUGAAUUACGUGAGGAGGGAGGACAGGGGAGCCAUUCAUUAGAAAACGUCUUUGAGAACCUGGAUGCCUGUACCACCUACAUGAUGAAGGUCCGCGCGGUUUCCAGGGGGCAGUUGGCCAGUGACUGGGUCACUACCAGAACUACCACCACUGAGGAUGACCCAAGCGAGCCUCGGCUGUUUGUGCUGCAGGAGGCGACAGAAACGAGUUUGGAAGUGACUUGGUGGGCCCCAGAGUUAAACAGCAAAUGUGUCAGCUCUUACUACCUGGAGUGGACAACCCCUGAUGGGAACACUGACUCUGACACCAUCACUCCACCUCCCGGCGAGGUCCUCCCCUUCGUGGUAGAUAAGCUCAUAACAGGUCUGAAGAGUUGCACUACUUAUACCCUGAAGGUGUCUACCAAGACACCCUUGGGUAGUUCUGGCCCCAUUGCCAGUCUCUCUGCCUCCACUCUCUGUUAAGACUGUUCAUAAUGCAGAAGUACCUUAAUUUUGGUUUUGUGACUCUGUUAGUUCAAUGUGCCCUAUGGUAGUAACAUUUGUGAGAGCUAAUAACUGUGUAGAGGGUGGCCGUUAUCCCCAUUAACAAAGAUCUACUUUAUUGCAAUACAGAAAACGUGUUACAAGCGCUAUUAAAUAUGAUUUUUAAAAAAUAUAUGAAAAACAUGACAUUUAGUAAGGAAGAUUUUAAUUACCGUACUUCCUCCUAAAUGUUUUCCACAAUAUAAUAUUCAGUCCUUCACCGGAAGGAAAGAAGAUUACAAGUGACAACGCUUGACAGCAUUGUCAAUCAUGUGGAUGUUAUUGUGUACUCUGAUUAAUUAUUAUCUGAGACCUUGAACUCUGCGUUAUUAUUUAUUGUCAGCUAUUCAAAAAAAUUUGUCAGGAAUCUCUUGUUUCUUAACACGACUACUAAAGAUUCAACUUUCUGAAUAGCGGCGAAGCUUUAAUGACUUUGCCUUGUGAGAGACAGAGCUUAGCUUGGGUAAUGCUCAGGAGGUCGUCCUACUCACUGUGGCAUCCGCACUUGGUGGUCAGACACGUCCUUUUGACUCUGAUUGCAACGCUGUAUUAGAUGUUGGUGUUCAUAGCCACUCACAUAUAAGCUAACAAGGAGAGUAUUAUUGUUAAUUUUAAUCAUUUCUUCUCUCACUUCAUUUGCUUACCAUGAAUUUCUUCUUUUUAUAUUAUAAAAGAAAAUAUUCAACUUCCUAUUUUCGUCGAGGCGACACUUGUGCAGCUGUAGAUGUAGGGUCUCUCAGCCUUGUGAAGGAUCUACACAUCGACACUGAUAUUUAUUUUGUGAACACAUCGUUAACUUAUCAAUAAAAGAAGAAUUAUC